UAACACAUCAGUCGGUUGCUUUCUCACCGGAAUCAGCUGUAGCCCACAGUUUGAUUUGUUCUAAAAUGGAAAACAUUUCGAAGAUCUGGUUGGGUCCACUGCCUGCUGACUCGCCCUAUGUAAAACCAUUUCGCAUGUAUUACGUGCAAAAUGGCGUCGAAAAAAAUUGGGAUCUACUGAAAGUACACGACAGCGUUGCGAUUAUAUUGUUCAACACGACACGUCAAAAACUUGUGCUUGUGCGUCAAUUUAGACCGGCUGUUUAUCAUGGUGUGAUAGCGAGUAAGGAGGGUAGCUUCGACAAUGUCGAUUUGGAGGCCUUUCCGCCAUCGAUCGGUGUGACCUUGGAAUUGUGCGCUGGUAUUGUGGAUAAGUCCAAAAGCUGGAAAGAAAUCGCUCGUGAGGAGGUGCUUGAAGAAUGUGGGUAUGAAGUGUCCGUGGACCGCAUUGAGGAAGUAAUGAACUACAGAUCUGGUGUUGGCUCUUCGGGUGCCAAGCAAGCGAUGUACUACUGCGAAGUAACCGAUGCGGAUAAAGUCAAUAGCGGGGGCGGCGUGGAAGAUGAAUUGAUUGAGGUGGUGGAACUGUCACUGGAUGAGGCAAAGAAAAUGGUGCAGCAGGGCGCCAUCAACAACAGCCCACCCAGCUGCCUAAUGGGUCUUCUGUGGUUCUUUGCAAACAAAGCUCCCGCAAACGCCUAGAUCUUUUAUCAGAUGUUAUUUACGCAUUUGUGUUAUCUGCGUUGAUAACAUCUCCAUAACGAUAAUACUCUGCGCUGAACCUUAGACGAUAAAUAUACAUACGGAGAACUUCACAUGCUUUCCAAUCCACAUUUGAAUCAGUUAAUGUGCGUAGAGUACCCAAAUUGCAAUGCCUUUCGAGUCUACCCUGUGUUUACUUAUACAUACAUGUAUAGAAAAAUAAAUGUGUGGGUAUUUUGUUUAUCGUUA
This is a messenger RNA of Drosophila mojavensis, 950 nucleotides long. Its product is annotated as uridine diphosphate glucose pyrophosphatase NUDT14. Gene Ontology annotation, molecular function: UDP-sugar diphosphatase activity; metal ion binding. The transcript has 2 exons. The record is from RefSeq and is a predicted model, not a curated record. The coding region runs from base 66 to 701 and encodes 211 amino acids. NCBI's taxonomy places the organism in Eukaryota, Metazoa, Arthropoda, Insecta, Diptera, Drosophilidae. Gene Ontology annotation, biological process: nucleoside phosphate metabolic process; ribose phosphate metabolic process.